AUGAUGAACAUCAAAUCAAGCACAUGGACCUGUUCUGGUUAUUAUCUUAGCCAUGAUCCCAGUGUUGCGAAAUGUCCAGCAUGCAACACACCACAAUCAUCAAUUCAAUCGGCACCAGCUGCUCCAUCUGCUGCUUCAGCUGCUGCUGCCCCCAGUGCUAGUCCAGCUUCUGCUCCAACCAUAACUGCCAGUCAUGGCACAUCCUUGCUUGAUUUGCUGAACAUCAAAUCAGGCACAUGGACCUGUACUGUUUGUUAUCUUAGCCAUGAUCCCGGCGUUGCCAAAUGUCCAGCAUGCAACACACCACAAUCAUCAACUCAAUCGGCACCAGCUGCUGCUGCUCCCAGGUCUACUCCAGCUUCUGCUCCAACCAUAACUGCCAGUGAUGACAGAUCCUUGCUUGAUUUGCUGAACAUCAAAUCAGGCACGUGGACCUGUUCUGGCUGUUAUCUUAGCCAUGAUCCCAGUGUCGCCAAAUGUCCAGCAUGCAACCCACCACAAUCAUCAACUCAAUCGGCACCAGCUGCUCCAUCUGCUUCUUCAGCUGCUGCUGCUCCCAGUGCUGAUCCAGUUUCUGCUCCAACCAUAACUGCCAGUGAUGGCAGAUCCUUGCGUGAAUUGAUGAACAUCAAAUCAAGCACGUGGACCUGUUCUGGUUGUUAUCUUAGCCAUGAUCCCAGCGUCGCCAAAUGUCCAGCAUGCAACACACCACAAUCAUCAACUCAAUCGGCACCAGCUGCUCUACCUGCUGCUGCUCCCAGUGCUACUCCAGCUUCUGCUCCAACCAUAACUGCCAGUGAUGGCAGAUCCUUGCUUGAUUUGCUGAACUCUGCUCCCAGUGCUACUCCAGAUUCUGCUCCAACCAUAACUGCCAGUGAUGGCAGAUCCUUGCUUGAUUUGCUGAACUGUACUGGUUGUUAUCUUAGCCAUGAUCCCAGCGUCGCCAAAUGUCCAGCAUGCAACACACCACAAUCAUCAACUCAAUCGGCACGAGCUGCUCCCAGUGCUACUCCAGCUUCUGCUCCAACCAUAACUGCCAGUGAUGGCAGAUCCUUGCUUGAUUUGCUGAACUGUACUGGUUGUUAUCUUAGCCAUGAUCCCGGCGUUGCCAAAUGUCCAGCAUGCAACACACCACAAUCAUCAACUCAAUCGGCACCAGCUGCUCCAUCUGCUUCUUCAGCUGCUGCUGCUCCCAGUGCUACUCCAGCUUCUGUUCCAACCAUAACUGCCAGUGAUGGCAGAUCCUUACGUGAUUUGCUGAACAUCAAAUCAGGCACGUGGACCUGUUCUGGCUGUUGUUUUAGCCAUGAUCCCAGCGUUGCCAAAUGUCCAGCAUGCAACACACCACAAUCAUCAACUCAAUCGGUACCAGCUGCUGCUGCUCCCAGUGCUAAUCCAAAUUCUGCUCCAACCAUAACUGCCAGUGAUGGCGGAUCCUUGCGUGAAAUGAUGAACAUCAAAUCAAGCACGUGGACCUGUUCUGGUUGUUAUCUUAGCCAUGAUCCCAGCGUCGCCAAAUAUCCAGCAUGCAACACACCACAAUCAUCAACUCAAUCGGCACCAGGUGCUCCAUCUGCUGCUUCAACUGCUGCUGCUCCCAGUGCAACUCCAGCUUCUGCUCCAACCAUAACUGCCAGUGAUGGCAGAUCCUUACGUGAUUUGCUGAACAUCAAAGCAGGCACAUGGACCUGUACUGGUUGUUAUCUUAGCCAUGAUCCUGGCGUUUACAAAUGUCCAGCAUGCAACACACCACAAUCAUCAAGUCAAUCGGCACCAGCUGCUGCUGCUCUCAGUGCUACUCCAGCUUCUGCUCCAACCAUAACUGCCAGUGAUGACAGACCCUUACGUGAUUUGCUGAACAUCAAAUCAGGCAGGGGGGCCUGUUCUGGCUGUUAUUGUAGCGAUGAUCCCAGCGUCGCCAAAUGUCCAGCAUGCAACACACCACGAUCAUCAACUCAAUCGGUACCAACUGCUCCAUCUGCUGCUUCAGCUGCUGCUGCUGCUCCCAGUGCUGAUCCAGUUUCUGCUCCAACCAUAACUGCCAGUGAUGGCAGAUCCUUGUGUGAAAUGAUGAACAUCAAAUCAAGCACGUGGACCUGCUCUGGUUGUUAUCUUAGCCAUGAUCUCAGCGUCGCCAAAUGUCCAGCAUGCAACACACCACAAUCAUCAACUCAAUCGGCACCAGCUGCUUCCAGUGCUACUCCAGCUUCUGCUCCAACCAUAAUUAAUUGCCAGUGA
Messenger RNA from Sycon ciliatum, 2238 nucleotides. RefSeq names its product nuclear pore complex protein Nup153-like. The transcript is spliced from 2 exons. Gene Ontology annotation, molecular function: metallopeptidase activity. Gene Ontology annotation, cellular component: nucleus. NCBI's taxonomy places the organism in Eukaryota, Metazoa, Porifera, Calcarea, Leucosolenida, Sycettidae. The record is from RefSeq and is a predicted model, not a curated record. Gene Ontology annotation, biological process: DNA repair. The coding region runs from base 1 to 2238 and encodes 745 amino acids.